UGCAGGACCGGAAGUGGACGGCCGCCUUCCCGGCCCCGCAGGCCUCCCAGAGCCCCCUUGCAGCCCGUGCCCGGGCAGUUCUGGGGGGAGCCUGGCAUCUGGGAGCAGAAAGGAGCGUGGCGGGAGUGAGGGUCCCGGGGAUGGGGGGGCCCAGUGGCUUGGAUGGGCUUUCCCGAGUUCUGACCGCGGAGCACCAAAGAGAGGAACAGCUCCCCCUCUCCGACGCCACCCCCCAUUUCUCCUCCCUAGUCCCCCGGGAAGACCCACAGCUGCAGAGAAGGCCAAGGCAGGCUGGGGAGGGCCGGGGGGGGGGGCCCGCCCCGCGGAGGCGGCGCGGUCGUCUUUGGCCGACUGCACCCCCCCUCCAGCGCCCCAGCCCUCUCCUGCCCCCUGGGGAUUGGCCUCUACUGCUUUGUCCACCCCAGCCCUUCUCCCUCCAGGAUUUUCAGCUCCCACAGCCACCGCUGCCCUUCGGAAUGGCCAACAGGGGACCUGCCUACGGCCUGAGCCGGGAGGUGCAGCAGAAGAUUGAGAAACAGUAUGACGCAGACCUGGAGCAGAUCCUGAUCCAGUGGAUCACCACCCAGUGCCGCAAGGAUGUGGGACGGCCCCAGCCUGGGCGCGAGAACUUCCAGAACUGGCUCAAGGAUGGCACGGUGCUGUGUGAGCUCAUCAACGGGCUGUACCCCGAGGGGCAGGCCCCCGUGAAGAAGAUCCAGGCCUCCACCAUGGCCUUCAAGCAGAUGGAGCAGAUCUCUCAGUUCUUACAGGCGGCCGAACGCUAUGGCAUCAACACCACCGACAUCUUCCAGACCGUGGACCUCUGGGAAGGAAAGAACAUGGCGUGUGUGCAGCGGACGCUGAUGAACCUGGGUGGGCUGGCGGUAGCCCGGGACGAUGGGCUUUUCUCUGGAGAUCCCAACUGGUUUCCUAAGAAAUCCAAGGAGAACCCUCGCAACUUCUCGGACAACCAGCUACAAGAGGGCAAGAACGUGAUCGGGCUACAGAUGGGUACCAACCGCGGGGCGUCCCAGGCAGGCAUGACCGGCUACGGGAUGCCCCGCCAGAUCCUCUGAUCCCACCACGCCCUGCCCCGCCCUCCCACGGAUGGUUAAUAUAUAUGUAUAUUUCAGCAGUGACAUUCCCCGAGAGCCCCUGGGGCUCGCAGACUCCCCUCUGCCAGGGCGGGGGCCCGGCCUGCCUCCUCUGGGGGGGCACCCGACGGCGGGCUCUCCCCCUGGGCUUACUAAUACAUUCCCUUCCUCAAACCCACCCAAACUGGACCAACCACAACUGGCCUCUUUUCUCCUGGGACCAAAAUUUGGGGGCCUCGCUACCCCCCAGCCGCAUACCUCUUCACUUGCCCUUUGGCUUCUCUCCCCACGACCCCUGAGCUCCGUGCCCUCAGUCCAUUCCUUGGCCGGGGGUCAGGGACGCCGCCUUCCGGCCUUCCUUCCGCAAGCAUGCCUCGCCCCCAGCUGUGGCUGCAGGGACCUAAUUUAUAGGGAGAGGCCUGUGGCGGCCGCCUCCCCAGCCACAGCCGGGCUGCGCUCACCACACAUCAAGGCAGCCAGCCCCUGGCAGGGGUCCUCUUGGCUUCCCAUUUUCCAUUCCCCUUGCUGUGGCUGGGGCUUGAAAAACCUGAGUUUGCUGAUUUGAAUAAAUAUCUCUGCCUUUUUUUGGA
Messenger RNA from Leopardus geoffroyi (Geoffroy's cat), 1684 nucleotides. RefSeq names its product transgelin 2 (gene TAGLN2). The record is from RefSeq and is a predicted model, not a curated record. Gene Ontology annotation, molecular function: protein binding. The transcript has 5 exons. Bases 141 to 1076 code for a protein of 311 amino acids. Lineage: Eukaryota; Metazoa; Chordata; Mammalia; Carnivora; Felidae.